AUUUUGUAACUUUAAACCUGGUCUGAGAUCAUAAUUUUAGUGCUGGCCAAACAGAGUGCAGAGGGCGGGCCUGACUCUUUUUUUCAAGACCACCUUAGAUAGCCUCCCACCCCUGAGUUAACAAAAAAUGCUGACUCCAUUCUCAGUUACUUUUCUUUAGCUAUAUAGUUAUCACUCUGGGAAAACCUACCCCUCUAGCUACUGCAGUGAACGGAAUAUUUGGAACCCCAAAGUUUUUCCACAGUGAUUUCUGCUUGUGAUUUCAACUUUCCCCCAUGCUGUCUCUAAAAUAAUCAGAAUUUGGAAUAGUUUGAUCCCAGGAUUGGAAACCUAUUCUCUAACAGAACUACCAAAGAUGUUUAUUCAAACUCAACUCCUCAUCUUCCUCCUAGGGAGCAUGCCCUUCAGGGCAUUUGCUGAAGAAGCAAGCACAGUUCCACUGGAAGAUGAAACAGUAUCCAUCGAUUUCAAAGACAGAAAUGACUCAGAGGUUGAAGAAAGGCCAACUCUGUUACCUACAAGACUGCACACUAUAAGAGACCUGUUCCCCUUAGAAGAGCUAAUAACCACAGAAAGUAUGGUCGCCGAUAAUGAAGACAGUGAGAACUCUACUGAUCCGGAUGUUGUUGAAAAUUCUGAAGACGAAGUGGGUGGCGAGCCAGGGACUACAGACGAGAAAGAUGGCCUGGCAACAGUUGCACUGGUUGGAAUCAUCGUUGGAAUCAUAAUAGCAGUGGGAAUCGUUACUGGAAUCAUCAUUGCCGUCGUGAGGAAAAUGUCGGGCAGGUACUCGCCCUAAAAAUAAGUGAAGAAGGAAAUCAUGUCGUUUUAAGCCAGAAAAUAAAAGUGCUUCCUAUUUUACAACUGCUAGAGACUCUGUUCCUGUAUCGCUGUGAGAAGAUGAUCCAUGGAAAUCGUGAAUGCAGAAUUCCAAAUCCAUGGGGAUUCCACACAGCUUUCCAGAGGGAUGCUUUACAGACUUAUCAGAAAUGCAACGAUUCAUAGGACUUUGAUAAUCAAAAGUAUUUAAGAGGAAUGAAACAAAAAAAAAA
Terrapene triunguis (Three-toed box turtle) is the source of this 1052-nucleotide messenger RNA. RefSeq names its product podoplanin (gene PDPN). Gene Ontology annotation, cellular component: lamellipodium; filopodium; apical plasma membrane. Gene Ontology annotation, biological process: regulation of substrate adhesion-dependent cell spreading; actin-mediated cell contraction; regulation of lamellipodium morphogenesis. Gene Ontology annotation, molecular function: signaling receptor binding; chemokine binding; protein-folding chaperone binding. Lineage: Eukaryota; Metazoa; Chordata; Testudines; Emydidae. The transcript has 6 exons. The record is from RefSeq and is a predicted model, not a curated record. Bases 356 to 799 code for a protein of 147 amino acids.